Messenger RNA from Penicillium maclennaniae, 339 nucleotides. RefSeq lists its product as uncharacterized. Bases 1 to 339 code for a protein of 112 amino acids. The record is from RefSeq and is a predicted model, not a curated record. NCBI's taxonomy places the organism in Eukaryota, Fungi, Ascomycota, Eurotiomycetes, Eurotiales, Aspergillaceae. The transcript has a single exon.
AUGGCCUACCCAGCCCCGUCAAGGCCUGCUCAAAGGCCGCCGCCUUUGAGGCAAUAUAACCAGUCCCCGGCCUCGCCAGUAGUACCCCCCGGCCCCUACGCGCAAGAUGCGCGCUUCGGACCCGAUUAUACCGCUGCAGGCUACGCACCUGAGCCAGCAUAUGAAGACCCGGCCUACGGUUACUCGAAUUCUCCAAUGUCUCCCCCGAAUGCGUCAGCGCAACCGCGAACAAUGCGCCCGCCGCCGCAGGGCGGACGACCUCCAGUCGGAGAUGAUGACCGGCGCGGCUACCCUGAAGGAAGACCGCCCUCAGAAAAGCGCUCAAGAAGUGGUAGGUGA